AAAAAUAAAAAAUAUAAAAAAUAAAGAAAAUAAAAAAAAAAUAUGGUUAAAUAAAUUAAUAAUAAUGAUGAAUGGUAAGAAUUCAUUUCCUAAAACUAAAAUUUCAUUUUAGAUUUUUAUGCUUAAUGGUGUGGACCAUGCAAGGCACUUGCAUAAAAUUUCGAGUAAAUUUAAAAUGAAUAUCCUGGAGUUACUAUAGUGAAAAUUGAUAUUGACACUGAUGAAAUGUCAGAUGUUAUUGAAGCACAUCAAGUUACUUCUAUACCUCAUAUUUUUAUGUAUAUUGAUGGACAAAACAAAUCUAAUUUCUUAGGUAACAAUUUAGGAAAAUUAAAAGAAUUUGCUUAGUAAGUACAAUAAAAAAACAAAAAAUGAUAAAUAAAAAUAAAAAAAUAUAAUAAUAAUAUAAAUUUAAAUUUUAUUUAUGUUUUUAAAAUUUUUUUUUUUAAAUUUUAAAUCUAUUAU
Molecule: messenger RNA, 465 nt
Organism: Ichthyophthirius multifiliis
Lineage: Eukaryota; Ciliophora; Oligohymenophorea; Hymenostomatida
Product: thioredoxin, putative
Exons: 2
Molecular function (GO): protein-disulfide reductase activity
Source: RefSeq, a predicted model, not a curated record